Messenger RNA from Alternaria hordeiaustralica, 1659 nucleotides. RefSeq lists its product as uncharacterized. Gene Ontology annotation, molecular function: oxidoreductase activity. Bases 1 to 1659 code for a protein of 552 amino acids. NCBI's taxonomy places the organism in Eukaryota, Fungi, Ascomycota, Dothideomycetes, Pleosporales, Pleosporaceae. The record is from RefSeq and is a predicted model, not a curated record. The transcript has a single exon.
AUGGCCGUCACUGGAGCCGAAGCCGGGCAUCUGGUCCAUUAUGACACAAUCGUUCUUGGCGCAGGGAUCGCGGGGCUCGCAUUCACAUCCCGAAUACUCCAGACAAAUUACACGGUGAGUAGGGCAGACCGAGUACGGAUACUGGAAGCUCGCGACAGGAUCGGUGGUCGUAUAGCUUCUGUUCAGGUUCAAGGCUGCCGCUUGGAUACGGGCGCCAACUGGAUCCACGGAACCGGCAAUGUGAAGAGACCAAAUCCGCUUAUGGACAUUCUCCCAGACAAGCGAUACAGGUCGAUGGAAGGAUCUGUCUUGUUUCAAACACCAGACGGAAAGCACGAUUCCACUAGCAGGAAUGGUGAGAUCACUGGGGACGGCCCGGAUCUGACAGCGCAAUCGACUUGCCCAACGACUGGGAUUCCAACGACGAACUUGGACCAAGGCUUGAUGAUCCCUGCUCGCCUGGCUAAACUGAUCGUUUCACGCGCUCAGAUCGCAAUUGGCGAGAUGCAAGACCUUUCCACUACUAUUCCCACCAAAGCAGCAAAGCACAUGUCCGCCCUGCGGGCGCUGGUAAACGCGAAGUCCUUCCAGAAAGCAUUUGAUCUCGUACCCAAGGAAUAUCAUCGUACUCUGGGUGCUUUAUUCCAAGGCAUAGAGAAUAUGGAGGCUGCUCCGCUUCUUGCACAAACGACGGAGCCCGGACGUCCUGAGAGUGAACCAGGCGUAGGACUGCUGGAAUAUGCAGUCAACGACUUCGAUGGCGAGCAAGCAUUCCUCCAGGACGGAUAUUCACCUAUCAUUGAAGAGAUCGCCAGGCCGCUUUUGGAGGCUGGCGUUAUAGCGCUAGAGACCGUUGUGACGCGAGUCGACUGGACCAGAAAGCCCAUUGUCAUUGAGACGAAUCGAGGAGUUUUCACCGCCGGUGAGAUCGUGUGCACCAUACCUCUCGGUGUAUUGAAAGACAACAGCAAGCACGGAUUUUUCGUGCCGGAACUACCAGCCGACAAGAAAGAGGCGAUUGAACAUCUUGGCUUUGGCACGCUUGACAAGAUAUUUGCAACGUACUCUAGGCCUUGGUGGAAUGACGAGCCGUAUCGCUCUAGUAUCAGGAAAGGCCUCAUUCGAACAGAAGAUCGGGCCGAGAAUGAUCCGCCCGAUGUCUUCAUGGGAUUCACCUCGGAAUUGAGUGGUAUAUCUAUCGAUCGCAACGGCUCUGUAUCUCCAGAUGUCUAUCGACUACCAAUCAUGAACCUUCAGGCAUUAACUGGUCAACCUGUUCUUUGCGCUUUUGUCUCCUGCAAAACCGCUACUACGGUCGAAGCAAUGAACGACCAAGAUGUUAGCAACAUGUUCCACAGGGUUCUUAGCCAGUGGUUUGGAGCAGAGACUCCAAGGCCCGAUGCUGUUCACGUCACGCGGUGGGCACAGGAUCCUUUUUCGAGGGGCUCCUACAGUCACAGUAUCACCGGGCUAUCUGAAGCCAAGCAAAGAAAGACACUUCAGAAGCCUGUAACGAAUGAAGAUGGUGGUGUGCUGAGGUUUUCUGGCGAGCAUUGCUCUCAGGAUCACUUUGCCAUGGUUCAUGGUGCCCUGUUGGACGGUUGGAGAGCAGCAGAUGCGUCGUUGCAGUAUGGUGAUGAUGUCAAUAUGCGCGGCUAG